AUGUCGUCCAUCCAGAAACCGGGGGGCGCCAAGCGGCGCGCAUGUGUCAAUUGCACCGUGGGAAAGGCCAAAUGCUCCCCGCACUCCAAUGACAUCUGCGAGAGGUGCCAUCGGCUUGGCAAAGAGUGUGUCUAUCUGAACGUGGCGGACAAGAGAAAGAGCCCUGGGAGCAAUACAACAAGGCGCGUGAAGCUUCUUGAGAAGCGGGUCGAAGGCCUGGUAUCACUUCUUACCAACCCAUCACUGCAAUCCACUGCAUCCCCUGAUCCAUUGAUCCAAACAUCUGGUCCAGAACCCCAACCUCAGCAGUCAAUCGGGACCCUCCGGGAACCCCAGUCACAGCCCUAUAGUAUCCCUUCUGUUUCAAGCGUUGGCGUUGCAUCCCUUACCCAGCUCACUCCCCCGACGUCUGAUGCCGGCAGUGCGUGGGGAACCAGGCCACCUGAUGUUGUGGAUAGAGGUCUCCUGAGUGCCGAAGUAGCACACGAAACCCUCCAAACUUUCCGAAACAAGGCCAUCAACCAUUUCCCAUUCGUUGUUCUUCCUCAUCAUGCCAAUCUCCACUCCGUCCGGAGGGAUACCCCCUUUUUGUUCCUCUGCAUAAUGGCCACGAUGAUGGUCAAGGAUUGCACUCUGCAGCGGCAGCUAGGGGAGGAGAUAAGAACACAGGCUUAUCAAAGGAUAAUGAUGGGCCGGGAGAAGAGUAUGGACUUGCUGCAAGGGCUUUUGGUCCAUGUUGCCUGGUACCAGUAUCAGCUGCAGCCACAGAAACAACAGAUGUUACUAAUGACCCAGCUCUGCGUGAAUCUCGUUUACGAGCUUGGGAUCGAGAAAUGCCCUCGAGCGAGAAGUCAAAAUGCGACUGCAGGCAUUUUGUACCCUUCAGACACUCAAACCACCCUCUGUCCCAUUGAGGUUCGAGCAUUAUUAGGCACAUACUACCUGGCUGCAACAUUUACCACGAAGCUUAAAAAAAGAAGUCUCAUGCCGCAUACCAAGUUUAUGAAACAAGCCAGCCGAUGGUUAUCAGAACGAAGAGAGUACCCCACAGAUGAGCUCAUCCCGUACUUGGUAGAUAUGCAGGAGCUUUCAAGACGGAUACACGACACUUUUUCUUUUGACAAUCCAGGGAACAUUGAUUCAGUGGCAGGCUCUGUCACUGAGUCGAUGACCAAAUGUUAUCUUGCAGAAAUUGACUCCCUUCAGUGUUCCAUCCCUCAGGUCUUAAUGCAAAAUGGUAAAGCUCAUCACAUCCCCCCUUACCGUUUCGUGAGCUCACAACGUCAAACAGCCACAUUGGCCCUAGAGUUCCCCGCGAUACGCGCGAUGAUCCAAGAAAGCGCGCUGUUUGAUGAACUCUGGUGUGGUUCUGAUGCCUCUGCAGCGAGGCCAGCUUCUAUAUUCCCGGCAGCUCGAACCAGUUUGACCUGGGACUCAAUGCAGAGCUAUAAAUUAUUAAUAAAGGGCCUCGUGGAAUACCCCAACGCAGAUGCCUUCUACCUCACAUUCUCCACCUUCUCGAAGCUGUGCUCUGUUCUAUCAUGGCUUGCCAAGCUUGUGAACAUUGCGCUUGGUCCUCCCAAAAGUAGCGCAGAUGUCCCCAGCGAUUCAUCAAUAGCACAAUCUGCUUCACACCCUUGGGCAUCCAUGGUCGCGGGGGACGUGGAGCUGCGAAAUCUAGUCAGGCAGGCCCAACACAAGCUCAACUGCAUGUCGGCUGAUAUCGCGAGCGAAUCGGCCGAGCCGGAUUCCAUGACGACGUUCUCGAUCCUCGUCGGGAGCGCGCUUUCGGUUUACGAUAAGCAGCUGCAGGAAUAUCAGAGAUCUUCCCAGCAACAAGCCCCCGCGGAACCUCUCCUCAACCAGACCAUACCAGCCGGAGCUGAGGUUGGCGAAUUUCCUGAACUUUAUCCAGUGCCGCCUCCCGAUGCUGCAACCUUGGACUUCUUCGGGAACCUGAUGCCCCAGUUCUGGGACGAUAAUGCUGGGUUUCAGCUUGAUGCGUUCCAGGACAUGAUCUGGGAUAGAUUCCUCGACGAUGCGAUACUGCUCCCUUGA
Molecule: messenger RNA, 2058 nt
Organism: Clonostachys rhizophaga
Lineage: Eukaryota; Fungi; Ascomycota; Sordariomycetes; Hypocreales; Bionectriaceae
Source: the annotation of a GenBank genome assembly